AGCCUCCCAACAUCAAUCAAUAUUCAGUACGGUGACUCGUGGCGUUUGCGUCUAUAAUGUAAGUAUAUAUCGCAUAUCGGUGGGAUUCCAAUGUGUAUUUGCACCCACAUUUAACAUCAAUAUCAUUAAUUAUUUAUUUUUUUAAUUUUUUUUGGGAAUAAAAUCCAAAUUUGGUGCCGUAUGCUUCAAAAUAAUUGAACAAUUUGCGGUUUUACGUGUUUUUUGUGCGUUCGAAAUAAUUCAAGCAGCAGUUCAAUCCAAUCGUCGUUUCACCGUCGUACAAUUUGCAAUAAAAUCGACGGCGGUUUCACAUUGAUGUGAAAGGAAUUUGGCUUAGCUGGUAAUUUUGCUAAUUUCGAAUUUUGAGGAAUAAAAUAAACAUGGCGGCGGCGGUGCUUGGUAAUCAGACGUUGAAUUUGUGUAAAUUAGACCCUUCGGAGGCAUUAUACGCCAAAUCGACCCCUCCCAAGGCGACCGCGUUUUUCGGCGGAGUUAAGAAAUUCGAGAUUUGCGGCGGCGCUGCGGCGAGAUCGAGAUUCUUCGCGCCAAUUAAAGCAAUGGAAGCUUCCAAAACGACGACGCACUCCAUCGGACAGGCGAAAUCUCCGCGGCUCGAUUACGCCGCCGCCGACGCUGUAAACGGCGAUUGCGGCGGUUCUUCUGGGAAAACAGCGGUUGAGAUGUCUACAGUUGGAAAUUCGUCGAAUAUUGUGUGGCACAAGUGUUCUGUGGAGAAGAACGACAGGGAGGAGUUGCUUAAUCAGAAGGGCUGUGUUAUUUGGAUCACUGGGCUGAGUGGAUCAGGAAAGAGCACUGUGGCCUGUUCCUUAAGUCGUGCCUUACAUGCCAGAGGAAAACUCACCUAUAUACUUGAUGGGGAUAACUGCAGACAUGGUUUGAACCGUGAUCUUAGCUUUAAAGCUGAAGAUAGAGCUGAGAACAUAAGAAGGAUUGGAGAGGUGGCAAAGCUCUUUGCAGAUGCUGGACUCAUUUGCAUUGCAAGUUUAAUAUCUCCUUUUAGGAAGGAGCGAGAUGCCUGUCGAGAUUUACUGCCUGAUGGAGAUUUUAUCGAGGUGUACAUGGAUGUGCCUUUACAAGUUUGUGAGACAAGGGAUCCUAAGGGAUUAUAUAAGCUUGCGCGCGCUGGCAAAAUCAAGGGUUUCACAGGUGUUGAUGAUCCAUAUGAACCACCAUUGAACUGUGAGAUAGUAUUGCAUCAAAGCGAAGAAACGUGCGAUUCUCCAGCAGUUCUGGCCGAAAAAGUUGUUUCGUACUUGCAAAAAAAAGGUUACCUCGAGGCCUAAUUUGCAAUUAAAAAACGUUGGUUGUUUCGUGUUUGCAGCAGACAGACAUUUUGGAUAAGGAAAUCCCUUGUUUCCUUGUACAUAACCGUUAAUAUAGCAAAUACCGAUUAAUCAGUUUGUUCGUGGUGCCAGCUGGCAGCUUGUAGUUGAUUGAUCAAUCAACUCCCAACAAAUAAAUUAAAUGCACUUGUGUAAGGUGCCUCUUCUUUUUUUUUUUUUUUUUUUUUUUUCGAGUUUGUGAAUCGGAUAUAUGUAUUGAUCUGAAUAAUCAGCCAGUCUUGAUUAAUCAAUCUGUAGUUUGCUUGUUGUACUAAAUUAAACAAAACAUAAAGCCCAGGAAGUUGUAUUCUGAUUUUUUGUUCUUUAUUUAUUAAAUCAUGUGUAAGAUAUGUAAUAUGUUAAUCAAUAAGUGAUUAUGACAUUCAAAUUUAAUUUAAUUUAAUUUUGUUUGGAUUUAA
Messenger RNA from Erythranthe guttata (spotted monkey flower), 1762 nucleotides. The record is from RefSeq and is a predicted model, not a curated record. Lineage: Eukaryota; Viridiplantae; Streptophyta; Magnoliopsida; Lamiales; Phrymaceae.